Molecule: messenger RNA, 843 nt
Organism: Kluyveromyces lactis
Lineage: Eukaryota; Fungi; Ascomycota; Saccharomycetes; Saccharomycetales; Saccharomycetaceae
Product: short-chain dehydrogenase/reductase
Exons: 1
Coding region: 1-843 (280 amino acids)
Molecular function (GO): oxidoreductase activity, acting on the CH-OH group of donors, NAD or NADP as acceptor
Source: RefSeq, a predicted model, not a curated record
AUGUUUUGGAAUAGCUUAAACUAUUUUGCGUUGGAUCAAAAAGGUACUCAAUAUGUUAGAGUUCUUGAAGAUUUAGUUACCUCUUUUGUGGGUAUACCAUUGUGUCCACAAAAGGACAUUGUUGUAGUUGCUGGGGGCUCGAGAGGUAUUGGGUCACAUCUCGUUACAAUGUUUGAUUCCUUGGGCUAUAAGACUAUUCUCAUUGAUAAAAGAUACCCAUUAAAUCUUAUUGAACCUCAUCGAGUGUCAUUUUACAAGUGCGAUAUUUCUGACUUUGAAUAUACAAGAUUAAUCUUGGAUGAUAUCUCAGUAAGAUUUGGUCAAAUCACUGUAUUUAUCAAUGCGGUUUCCUUGAAAAGUUUUACUGACGCCGAAGUGGGGAAAGGUGUGAGUUUGAGAAAGUUAAUGAGAACAGUGUAUGCGGGCAGCAUGCAUAUUAUUCAGCAUAUUUUACCUAAAAUGAUAGCGUACGAUCGCGGUUAUAUAAUUGACAUUGCUUCAACGGAAGGCUUAUACACUACGGAAAAUAAGUCUUCUUAUGGUGCCAUACAAGCAACGAAGUUUCAAUUACUCCAACUGAUUGAACAGACGUUGAAAGAGCAAUAUAAGAAGAAUUUUUUGAUCAGCAACGGCCGAGUUCGCUGCUUACUUUUGAUUUUUGGUAAAGCUCUUAAUUCUAAACCGCACCAGGAUAUGACGACGGCUAAAACUGUUUUCAGUGCUAUCUUUCAUAAUAGACAAGGUGUUCAGGGAUACUCGAUGAGGACGAAUUUCAAAUUAGCUCUAAGAGAAUUGGAUUGGCAAUGGUAUCAGAUGUUCAAAUAUUUAUCCCCCUUCCUAUAA